Molecule: messenger RNA, 1254 nt
Organism: Echinococcus granulosus
Lineage: Eukaryota; Metazoa; Platyhelminthes; Cestoda; Cyclophyllidea; Taeniidae
Product: DNA repair protein RAD51
Exons: 8
Coding region: 1-1254 (417 amino acids)
Biological process (GO): reciprocal meiotic recombination; meiotic DNA recombinase assembly; DNA repair
Cellular component (GO): Rad51C-XRCC3 complex; replication fork; Rad51B-Rad51C-Rad51D-XRCC2 complex
Molecular function (GO): ATP-dependent DNA damage sensor activity; crossover junction DNA endonuclease activity; ATP binding
Source: RefSeq, a predicted model, not a curated record
AUGGAUCGGACUGUAGUUAGUCACAUCAAAUGCGAGUCUUCAAGGGUUAUCCUCACCGUUGUUUUCUUCCAGAUGUACCUAGGCCUGCCUUAUACUUGGCACAUUGGCACCAUUCGUUUGGCUUACUUGUCGAUGCUUUCCGAUCCCGAUUUUCGAGAACUUGUGAUGCUACCCCUUCCAACAUCGGUACUCAGAGAGUUAUCCAGAGCUGGUUAUAGCAAUGUCGGGGAGAUCAGUGGAUUAACCAUAGAGCAAAUCGAGUCAGUUUGCAAGAUACCGAAGCCUAGAGCUGCCUCUAUCGCUACUAUCAUCCAGGAGCAUGCUAGUCUUAGAAAAGACAGCGUCUUCACUACGAAUUUUCCCAACAAGAAUCUGUUCUAUCCUCGUUCUGCUCUCCAAAUGUUGCAUCCUUCACUAUCGAAUCUAGUCAAUCCAAGCGAAUUUCGUGUGGCAAAUGUCUUGACCAUGUCCAAAAGUCUACAAACCUGUCUGACGGUCCAGAUACCCCAGUGGUGUGGCGGACUGGCUGGGGAGGCCAUUUUCCUCGAUACUGAGGGCAGCUUCAUCCCAAAACGCCUACAUCAAAUGGCUGUCGAAUUAGUCAAACAUUGUCAGACUAUGUUAGCCCCUUGUCUCCAACAGUACAUGGAAGGACUUGGCAAGUUUCUGAUAUCUGAAACAUUUCAACUACUCCGAGUCAUUUAUGAUAGCUAUGCAGAUGCGGAAGAAAAGGUCGCUUGCCUUGAGGCCUUGUCAAGAAUACCCACGGAAGAAAGUUUACUAAGCAAGGUCCACUACAUCAGAUGUACCGGUUAUCUUCAGCUGCUUGCGGCUGUUCAACGACUGGGGGAGUUCUGCAAAUACCACCCUAAUAUCAGGCUCAUUAUAGUGGAUAGCAUUGCUCUUCCGUUCCGCUACGAGUUCGAGGACAUUCCGCAGCGUAACCGCUUGUUGGCGGCCGUUGCUCAAUCCCUCCUCUCAACUGCCAGUGCGCAAAACGCCGCUGUGAUCAUGACAAACCAGAUAACAACGAAGUUUGUCACUAGCGAGACCUCUGCCACCACUCGCAGCACCUUAGUGCCCGCGCUGGGGGAGAGUUGGGGACACAUUUGCUCGGUGCGCCUCCUCCUCUCUAAGGCAGAGGGCUCUGACGCGGAGCAGCGCCGCACUGCCCGACUGCUCAAACAUCCUGGUCGGCCACCCGGCACUGCCGCUUAUCAGGUCACGGCUGGUGGAAUUCGAGACUGCUUUUAA